AUGUGCGGAUCAUGACUGGAGACUGUUUUUAAGAUUAACCCGGAAGAUACUCAUCUUGCACCUUCACAGCAUUUGAUAGAAAUGUUCAAAAUUUUUUUUCACAAGAAUGAUAUGCUGCCUCUCUCAGAUUCUUUACCAGAGGAUGUUGAAAAGGCUGACCAACUGAAGGAUGAAGGUAAUAAUCAUAUAAAAGAUGAAAACUAUGAUGCUGCAGUGGAUUGUUAUACUAGGGCUAUAGAACUGGAUCCAAACAAUGCAGUCUAUUACUGCAACAGGGCUGCUGCUCAAAGUAAGCUCAACAACUACAGUGAAGCAAUAAAGGAUUGUGAGAGAGCUAUAGCAAUAGAUCCAAAGUACAGCAAAGCAUAUGGGAGAAUGGGGUUGGCUCUGACUUCAGUGAAUAAAUAUGAAGAAGCGGUUACAAGUUACCAAAAAGCACUGGAUCUUGAUCCAGAAAUUUACUCUUAUAAGUCAAAUUUGAAAAUAGCAGAACAGAAACUAAGAGACAUGUCCAGUCCUACCGGAACUGGACUGAGUUUUUACAUGGCAAGCUUGAUAAACAAUCCUGCCUUCAUUAGUAUGGCAGCAAGCUUAAUGCAGAAUCCUCAAGUUCAACAAUUGAUGUCGGGGAUAAUGUCAAAUGCCAUUGAUGGCCCUGCUGUGGGUGUUGGUGGCCUGUCAGAUUUGUCUAGCCUGAUACUUGUGGGGCAGCAGUUUGCACAACAGAUACAGCAGCAGAAUCCAGAGCUCACAGAGCAACUAAGAAAUUAUGUCCGGAGCAGAUCUUUCAGUGGCAGUACUGAACAGCAUUCUUGA
Cuculus canorus (common cuckoo) is the source of this 816-nucleotide messenger RNA. Its product is annotated as small glutamine-rich tetratricopeptide repeat-containing protein beta-like. Gene Ontology annotation, biological process: post-translational protein targeting to endoplasmic reticulum membrane. The record is from RefSeq and is a predicted model, not a curated record. Lineage: Eukaryota; Metazoa; Chordata; Aves; Cuculiformes; Cuculidae. The transcript has 10 exons. Gene Ontology annotation, cellular component: membrane; TRC complex. Gene Ontology annotation, molecular function: protein binding; molecular adaptor activity.